Molecule: messenger RNA, 2287 nt
Organism: Sardina pilchardus (European sardine)
Lineage: Eukaryota; Metazoa; Chordata; Actinopteri; Clupeiformes; Clupeidae
Gene: sult1st5
Product: sulfotransferase family 1, cytosolic sulfotransferase 5
Exons: 8
Coding region: 299-1180 (293 amino acids)
Biological process (GO): sulfation
Cellular component (GO): cytoplasm
Molecular function (GO): sulfotransferase activity
Source: RefSeq, a predicted model, not a curated record
GUCAACUAGGCAGCUUGUUAAAGCGUUCAACGUCCCACCAUGGGACAAGCCCUAAGGACUGGAGUCUACGGAGUUCUAGUAGUAAAAAACGCUAGCUAAUUGUUGAUUAGUCUUCGGACUAGCUAACCUUAAUAGCUACCAUAGCUAGCCAUGUUGAGUUGUCUACGACCCUUACCAACACCAAGUUAAGCUAGCUACAAGUGGCCUUUACAGCUAGCUCAGAUAGUUGACUGCAUACACCAGGAAAUAACGUGUGCGGUGAUAACUUAUAUCGGCAGAAGCAGGCUGCAGGCAGAAGAUGGAAUGCCAAACUCGUUGUCCACUGCUGGAAGUACAGGGAAUACCAUUGCUUAAGCCAAUAGUAACACAUUGGGAAAGGGUCGAGAGAUUCAGAGCAGAACCUGGUGACCUGCUCAUUGCCACUUACCCUAAAGCAGGAACAACAUGGACUCAGGAGAUAGUUGACAUGCUUUUAAACCACAAUGACUUUGACAAGUGCAAACGUGCUCCAACUUAUGAACGUAUGCCAUUCCUUGAGAUGACCUCCCCAAAUCCUACCCUGUCUGGUAUAACUACAUUAGAGACCAUGGACCCUCCACGAGUUAUCAAAACACAUUUGCCUAUCCAGCUUGUUCCCAAAACAUUUUGGGAGGCAGGUUGCAAGGUAAUAUACAUGGCACGUAAUCCCAAAGACAACGUUGUGUCAUAUUUCCAUUUUGACCGAAUGAAUCUGGUACAACCAGAACCAGGACCAUGGCAACAGUACUUAGAUAAGUUCAUGAAAGGACAAUUGGGAUGGGGUUCCUGGUACGACCACGUGAAAGGAUACUGGAGAGAGAGACAAAAGAAGAAUAUACUUUAUCUGUUUUUUGAAGACAUGAAGGAAAACCCACACCAGGAGGUGGAACGCAUGGCUAAUUUUCUUGGACAAAACCUGUCUAAAACACUGAUUGAUGAGAUAGUACAGAGGACAUCAUUUGUUACCAUGCGUGACAAUCCUAUGGCCAACUACUCAUCUGUGCCUGACACAAUCUUUGAUCGGCGAGUCUCAGAAUUCAUGAGAAAAGGAGAGGUUGGCGACUGGCAAAAUCAUUUCAGUGAUGAACAGAACACCAUAUUUGAGGAGCACUAUAGGAAAAUCAUGGAGGAUGAACCCAUUCCCUUUCGUUUCUUGAUCUGAUUCUACCCUUUCUAAAAUGUGUUUAUUUUUGGCAAAUUGAUCAUGUAUUUAUGUAGCCUGGAGACCAGACUCUCUUCUUCGCAGAGAGUCUGGCCUAGAUCCAUUGGCAAACGUUUAUUUCCUGGUUUGUGGACACUUAUCUGAAGUUUGAAUUCAUUGGAGUUUGGACAUUUGGUACUUGACUUGACUUGACUUGACUUGAUGAGUGGAAGUACGUAGUCAGGCGUACUUAUGUUAAUAUUGAUGAAAACAAUUUUCAUACUGGUCAUAAGUUCUAUAAGCUAUUGACAUCCACCAGUGUUACUAGUCUGAGAAUAUUUUUUAAGUAGUUGCUAAGUUGCAGUAGUGUGUAACUACAUUGCAAUACAUUUAGGCUAUUAAAGGUACAUACAGUCAGCGAUUGUACUCGAUUUCAAGCCCUUAACAUUUUUUGUCACAUUCAGCGAGCAUCUCCUCACAGUCCGCUGGCUGCCCAUCCCAUGAGUGCACUGUAAAAACACCUGGUAUCUGAAGCAAAGCUAAGGCCCUGAAGACUGGGAACAAAGAAAGUGGGGGCAGCCUGUCCCCCAGACAAAAACAAAACCCUGUGUGGAGUUUGAGAUUACUUUAGAGAGGGGUGAACCACCUCUGGUGUGUUUUGUUUUGUCCUUGGUUAAAAUAUAAUAUACUGUGCGUUGUUGUAGACAAGUGUCUGCUAAGAAAUGUAAAUGAACUUAAAACAAACUUGAUGUCAUGCACAAUCACUAACUUAGCUUUUAAUUACAACCCUACUUUUACUCAUAUCCUUCCCCAAGUGUCAUGCUUACCACUGACUGUUAUACUGUUGAAUAAUUGACAUGUGCAUGGCAUCUUUCAUGUAAUUUAUUGAGAAAGAAUUGUUUUUAUGAAAUAAUACUUUAAUCCACUUGAGACAGUCUUGCAGCUUUACUUGCAUGAUACCAUUGUUCACCUAACCAUAGCUGCUGAUUAGGUAGAGGGCUAGGGUGAUUCUGGCCAUCACUGGCAAGCAAUUCUGGAUGAUAUAAUGUAUCCUAUGUAUGAAGUUUCCUUGAGCAUGCAUGGAACGCCUUUCCCUAUAAGUAAACAGUUUGCAUACUAACAGUAGAC